UCCUCUGGUCUGGAUCUAUUGAUUAUUUUCACAGUGCUAAAGUUGCUUAGUCGGAUGUCUGUUUACCUAAAUCUGAAGGUGGUUUGGGGCUUAGGAGACUGGGAAUUUGGAACUCCACCCUUUGUCUUAAGUUGGUGUGGCUUCUUUUUGCUGGUAGUGGUUCUUUAUAGGUGGCUUGGCACCAGUUUCACAAUUUGAGAGGUAAAAGCUUCUGGUCCUUACCUGAUUCUCCUCGCCUCUCUUGGAACUGGAAAUGCCUUUUGCGGCUGAGGGAUACUGCCAGACCUUUUAUGGCUUACAAGCUGGGAAAUGGUUGCUUAGCAAAUUUCUGGUUUGAUACUUGGACCCCUCUAGGUCCUUUAAUCACUCUCUUUGGCGCCAACGGUCCUACAGAUUGGAGAGUUUCUUUGCAUGCAAAGGUCGCCUCCGUCUUUUCUCACCUUGGUUGGCGACUGCCGCCUUCUUCCUAUCCUCCUGUUAUUGCUCUUCACGCCCAUCUCUCAACAAUCAGGCAGCCCCUUGACAUGUAGAUGAUGAUCUUUAUAGCUGGGUUAUUGAUGGUUCCAGUUUUCAAUGCUUUCCUAAGGCCAAAACUUGGGAAGUGGUUAGGCCUAAAGCGAGUAAACCUGAUUGGUACUCGUCUAUUUGGUUCAAGGGAGCCACUCCAAAACAUGCUUUCACAAUGUGGGUUGCCCACCUUAACCGUCUGCCCACAAGAGUGAGACUUGUGUCUUGGGGUUUGAAUAUUCCCUCCUCUUGUUGUUUGUGUUCUGUUAUGGAAGAAACGAGGGAGCAUCUCCUACUGAGAUGUGUUUUUAGUGCUCAGAUUUGGCACUUGGUUCAGUCCAAGCUGCGACUUUCGCCUUGCAUUUUUAUUUCUUGGACUUCUCUUCUGGUUUGGAUGAAGCUCAAAAUAGAGUUUGCGCCUCCAAUUCUUCGGAAAUUAGUCUCCCAUGCAACAGUCUAUCAUGUUUGGAAGCAAAGGAAUAACUUGCUGCACAACGGCUCCUCUCUCUCACCUUUGGCCACCUUCAAAGAAAUUGACAGGGAAAUCAGAAACACUAUCACCGCUCGCAGAAACAGAAAGGCUUUCCGAAGCCUAAUGCUCUUGUGGAUUCGGUAGACUUUUUUGAUUGACAAUCAACAGUA
This is a messenger RNA of Arabidopsis lyrata subsp. lyrata, 1149 nucleotides long. RefSeq lists its product as uncharacterized. Lineage: Eukaryota; Viridiplantae; Streptophyta; Magnoliopsida; Brassicales; Brassicaceae. The transcript has a single exon. The record is from RefSeq and is a predicted model, not a curated record. The coding region runs from base 683 to 1123 and encodes 146 amino acids.